Messenger RNA from Kalmanozyma brasiliensis GHG001, 1356 nucleotides. RefSeq names its product Cytochrome b561, eukaryote. Lineage: Eukaryota; Fungi; Basidiomycota; Ustilaginomycetes; Ustilaginales. The transcript has 2 exons. The record is from RefSeq and is a predicted model, not a curated record. Bases 1 to 1356 code for a protein of 451 amino acids.
AUGUCGAGGCUACCUCUUCUCGUCGUGGCAUGCAUCUUGCUGCUCGUCUCUACGCUUGUCCACGCUCAGACAACCGAUCAAGCCGGCCUUUUUGCCGACACCUCUUGCAACUCGAACCUAUGCCUUCGCGUUGUGUACAGCCCCUCAGAGAGGAGGAUGAACAUGACCAUGACCGCAAGCGGUGGCGGUGCUCCCAUGGGCUGGUAUGCUGUCGGCACUGGACGUCAGAUGGACGGCUCCAACAUGAUGAUCGGCUGGGUGAACACAGACGGCAACGUGGUCAUGUCGCAACGAACCGCGACGGGUCACUCCGACCCCACUACCAGCAUCAACGCUUUGACCGCCACCAUGGAGCCAAGACACUCUUUCUCCAACAGCUCCGGCACCGUCUGGGCCUGGUCGUUCCCCAUGUCCGGCUCUGAGUCCACACCCUCCUCCUCGACACCGUUCAUCUGGGCUGCCAACAAGAACAACAACCCUGCUUCCGGCACCACUUCGACCAUCAGGCGUCACACAGCGUAUGGCUCUAUCACUCUGGACCUCACAAAACCCUACUCGACGGAUGGCAGCGGUAGCAAUGGCGGUAGCAGCGGCGGCAAUGGCACUCCCUUGACGCCGACAACGGGCGCCAGUCAGUCGAACCGCAUCCUGAACAGGAACAACAAGCUCAUCAUCGCCCACAUGGUCUUCAUGAUCAUCGCAUGGUUCCUUCUCGUCCCUGCCGCCAUCCUUGUCGGUCGGUACGGAAGAACUUUCUUCAAGUGGCUGCCCGUUCAUCGUAAUCUCCAGAUCGCCGCCUUCUUCAGUGUCCUCAUCGCCUUCAUUCUGAUCAUCGUCGAAGUAGGUUCGGGCGAGCAUUUCGACAGCACUCACGCCAAGCUUGGUCUCGCCAUUUUCAUCGUCAUGAUCUUGCAGAUGGUCUUGGGUAUGAUCGGUCACAAGACGAAGCGCUUCAACGUUUCGAGGAUUGUGCACGUAGUCAUUGGACUCGGUAUCACCGUUGCCGCCGUCUGGAACUCGGCUGAAGGUCUCAGCCUCUGGGACUGGGGCCCGCCUCGGUGGGCUAGCUGGAUCCUGUGGAUCUGGUUCGGCGUGCUCGCGAUCGCCUACCUCGCCGGUCUGGCGCUGCUGCCGCGCGAUCUGCGACAGUGGCGAGAGUCCCAAGGAACAUCGAACCCAGAAAAGCGAGACUACCUCGACCUGCAGCACAACCCUUCCAACGGCGCGUCCACCGAGCAGCCUUCGCCGAACGAGCAGCCCGUCAUGCACCCUGGCUGGGGCGCUCCGCCACUGCAGUCAGCUACCUCGCAAGCAUACCAGAGCUACUCGCAGCCACACACUGGCAAUCGCAUCUGA